CUUGAAUGGAUUCAAGAUUGGCCCGCGCAUUCAACACUCUAUUGGGAGGCUCACAUCGAUCUUGUGUGGAUUCACUAUGAGGUGUCUCUCAAAACUUCUGGUUCCAAUUGGGAUUGAAGUUAUAAAGAUAGUUGUUUAUGCUUAUGAGUAUCUAACAUGGCCACUGUACUACUUAUUCAGCAAAACAUUGAGAUAUAUGCCACUGCCCAACUCUCCUGUUGACAGCGACUGGACAUAUAAUGAAGAAGAAAGUCGGACUUUGGCACUUCCUGUACGUGAAGGUGAUCCCGGUUCGCCAUGGAGAGCAGUUGAAGCCCUCGAUGGUCUGACGAGUUCACUUCCUGGGUGUAAAGAUUUGGUUGAUGUUUGGCUCCGUACAGUUAAGCUGUGGCCCGAUUUGCCUGCGUUUGGAACAAGAGCUGUCCUACGCACGGACUACCGACUGAGUCCUGACGGACGACAAAUGAUUGAGCUCACUUUGGGUGAGUACUCUUGGGAGACAUUUUGGGACGCUGAACGUCGAGUAUCUCAUCUAGCAGCUGGUUUGUAUUCAAUGUUGGGGUCCGUUAAGGAACAUAAUCAGCCCAUUGCCCUAUUUAGUGAAACAAGAGCUGAGUGGAUGUUUGCUGCUCAGGCCUGCUUUCGUCUCAACCGACCUGUUGCUACUUUGUACGCCACUCUCGGGGACGAUGCAUUGGUACAUGGAUUUAAUGAAACUGAAGCUGUGGUCGUGUUCACAAGCGAUGAGCUCUUAUCAAAAGUAAUUAAAAUUGUUCAACGAUGUCCUUCGAUUCAACGUAUUAUCUACUUCACAAAUGGAGUUUUUAAUCGAGAACUUUAUACAGAAGUUGACAACCUCGCUGUUCCUUCUGAAAGUGCUACCGCUAGUGUUGCAGAAGCUCUGACAAAAUGUCCGUCAAAUUUACAUCUACACAAUAUAGUCGAAGUCGAACGUUUGGGAGCUGCAGUAAUCAUGAAAGAUAGAGAAAAGCGAAAAAUGGGUGGUUCCACACCAAUUACAGGGAAUAAUAAUCACUCAUCGAACGGUUAUGAGGGUUUAUGGAUGCCUCCUGCAUCAGAACGUGCCAGUCCCUCGGAUUUAGCUGUGAUUAUGUACACAAGUGGAUCAACAGGUCAACCUAAAGGCGUUGAAAUGACCCAUGAAAAUUUAGUAAGUGCCAUAGCUGGUCAUCUACAACGUUUACCGAAACUUCGUAGUAAUUACGACAUAUAUGUCGGAUAUCUACCACUAGCUCAUGUUUUAGAGCUUACCUGUGAAUUAUCCUGUGUCAUUAUGGGUGUACGAAUUGGUUACUCGAAUCCACAGACAUUAACAGACACUUCAUCCCGUAUUAAACGAGAUCACUGCUUGGGUGAUGUCAGUCUUCUUCGACCAACUCUUUUUGCCAGUGUGCCUACUGUAUUAGAACGUAUUUCUAAGGCUGUUUGGGAAAAAGUAAACGCUGGCGGUGAAUUUCUUCAAGCUCUCUUCAAAUUUGCAUAUGCCUACAAAUGUCGACGAAUUCACGGUGGUUUUCCAAGUUUCCUUGUGGAUCGAUUGGUUUUCCGUAAGGUUAGAUCGCUCAUGGGUGGGCGAAUUCGUUAUAUUGUUUGUGGUGGCGCACCGUUAUCAGAAGAUUCACAAUUAUUCACAAAUAUAUGCAUCGCACCUAUUAUACAAGGUUAUGGUCUUACUGAGUCAUGUUCUACUGGCACUUUGAUGGAAUGUGGGGAUCUGCGAUGUAAUCAUUCUGGAGCACCUGCUUCUACUCUACAAAUUCGUCUACGAGCAUGGCCUGAAGGUGGGUAUUCUCCCUAUGAUACACCGUCUCCACGUGGGGAGAUUCUUUUAUCUGGUAAACCGGUUUCUCGAGGCUAUUACAAACAGCCUGAAUUGACAGCUAGAGAUUUCAUAACCGAUCAAGACGGCACACGUUGGUUUUGUACUGGGGAUAUUGGUCUGAUGCAUACAGAUGGAAGUCUAUCAAUUAUUGACCGUAAAAAAGAUCUUGUUAAACUACAAGCUGGGGAAUAUGUUUCCCUUAGCAAAGUUGAAAUGGCUCUUGGUCAAUCAGUCUAUGUUGAACAAAUUUGUGUUUAUGUGGACCCGAUGCAAAAUUAUCCAAUCUGUUUCGUGUCGCCGAAAUUAAAGUCGCUUACUGACUUAGCAGAAUCUUUGAACUUAGUUCACUUACUUCAUGAAGCUCGUUCAAAGCUUCCUAUAGAAUCAAUGAAAGAUCCCAUUGCUAUCGAACAUGUAGAACGGGCUGUUCUCUGUAAACAUCCUCAAAUUAUACAAGCUGUAUUAAAAGAUUUACAACGAGUUGCUAGAGAAAAACGUUUAAGUACAUUUGAAAUACCACAAAAAGUUGCUUUAGAUACUAUAGCUUGGACACCAGACACUGGUCUUGUAACGGAUGCAUUAAAAUUAAAACGUUUCAACUUACAAACUCGUUUUCAACAUGAAAUUGAAGAACUUUAUCAGAAGGAUACACGAGCGUAAUUAUAUAAAUUAAUAAUAAAUAUCCUUCACCAAAUGAAAUAUUGAAAUGUAUGCAGUACAUUCCGUCUUCAUCAUUAGUAUUUAAUAUAUAUGUGAAUGGAUAUAAUAUCAACAGCUUAUUUGUAUUAAACCUUUGAAAUAGACUCAAACAGUUAUAAAUUAAAUCAUAUAAACCAACAAUAUAUAUAUAUAUAUAUAUAUAUAUAUAUAUAUAUAUAUAUAUAAUCGAUUCAUUUAUCUUUAGUUUUACCAGUCAGUUGUAUACAAGUCAUUGAACAUAUUUAUUAUGGUCGUCAAAAAACGUUGUAUGCAUAUGAUAUAUACAUACAUGAUAAAUGGUACUUGAAUGGUUUACUUUUUUCUUCUCUGUCUUCAUAUCAACCACAUUCGUUUGUGACUUCCUUAAAUUUCUCUGUGGUAUACUUCUCUCGCUCAUUCUGAUUUGUCAGCUUUCGUAGAGUUGUAUCUGUCAUCAAUUCAUAUGUCUUCUUCCUGUUUAUCUUGGUAACAGUAGUAAUAUUAAUACCAAUGAUAAUUAUCGUACCAUUGACGAUCAAACUAGUGUAUUUAAAAUGGUUAUCUCCAAAGGUACACGUCUUUUUCAUUCUGUUUUGUUCGAUCUUUAUUUUCACUCGUUAAUAUGAUUAAUACUAUACAUGUUUCAUAUAUAUUAUUUACUUGCUUUUAUUCUGUUUCUUGUCUAAAUAUUUACCGUCUCACCUAUUGAUUUUUUCUUUGUAGUUUAAUGUAUUUGUAUUUGUCUUGAAGACAUUUGUGUAUGUUUUAUAAUCUUAGUUCGAUGUUCAAUUAUUUUAUUGUUUUUUUUUGGUAUUAAAUGUAACAAAUGGUGUAACUCAUUCAUCUCAUAAGUUUAUUAUUGACACUUCGUUAUCAAUUUAAUUUAUUGGAUUAUUCGAUGUAGUUUAUGUGUAUCUGCAUCUAUAUUUACAAACAUCCAAGAAAGAUUAUGGAAAAAAAUUAGUAUCUUCAGUACAUUCACCUUAUUUCCACACAUACACAUUUACUCUUUCAUUCAUUUUUCACCAAUCUUUGGAAAAUACACAUCGUUGCUUUAUAUACAGGCAACAUUAGUUGAUAACGAGUCUUUGUGUCUGUAUUGAUUUCACUUACUAUUUACUUCAUCCUUUUGUAAAUUUUCAUAAUUGUUUCCUAUAAAGUAAAAAUUAUUCGCGGAAUGUUUUUCUUAGCAUUCCCCUCCUUAAUUACCAAGAGUUUUGCAUUACUAAGUCUAGCCAACUGUUGUUACCUUUCCCAUACUAUUUGGUUGAGAGAAAUUAAUUCAGUCGGUAACAACGUAGAACUUCGUACGUACGUACAUCAGUUCGAGUUGCCACACCACAUUAGCACAGAGAUACAGUGGUCGAUUCAAAUCCCGUAGCGCUAGAUGUAGUAAAAUCAUAAGCUGUAAUCAGAAAAACUAGGGUUUGAAGAUGUUAUUCAAGAAGUAUAAUCCAGUGAAAUAAAUUUGGAAGAAAAAAUAAGGGACAUGAAGAAUUCAGAAGAUUAGAAUUUGGGAGAACACAAAGAGUGGAUGCAUCUGCACCAUUGCAAACGAUUUUGAGCCAUGUCAUUCAGGGUCUCUAACCAUCGGUUGCUAUCAUCUCGCGGUACCCAACCAGGUAGUCUACACCUACCAACAUGGCUCAGUCCACUUGUCAAUGACUUCGUGGAUUUGUGCCAUGUUUUGGUCUGGCCGCCCCUAACUUUCUUCCAAUCUACUCCUAUACAACAAAACAUCGCACAUCGAGGUAGUCGGUGGUUGGGCGUACGUAACACGUGUCCCAGCCGUCUCGACUGAUGGAGUUCGAUUACGUCAUCAACUGAUUUGCCAUCCUUACUUAGUACCCGUUUCCCAACAACUGCAUUACUUACUCGAUGGUCCCAGGAUAUACGAGCAAUAUUUCGAAGACACAUAUGAUCGAAUACUAGUAACCUACGGAUAUCUUAUACUCUUACCGGCCGUGUUUCACAGCCAUAAAGUAGGACGGAACGAACUGUUGCGCAGUAAACACGUCCUUUGGUUGAUAGACGGAUAUCUCGCCUUCUCUAAUUUUAUUUCAUAUUCCCAAAGUGUUUUCCUUAUUUUAUUUCUCCACCUUCAAGACACUCAUGGACUUGGAGUGUACGAACAACGGUUCCGUCUUCUGAUUUUUGAUAAAUUUCCAGGGUGCUUCAGGACAGGUUAGUCUUCACCCUCAAUUAUUCACUGAGGAGUCAGGGAAUUGACUGUUUCAUUUAUCAUCGGAGUCUUGCACUCACUAGGUCGGUGUCUGACAAAAUAUGCUUUCUCCUAUCAAUCACUUUAUCUUUGCCACAGGCGAGAUGUACGUCUGUCUACUAAGAAACGAAUUUCCUCUGUUAUACUGAUUUUUAAAAAUAGAAAGCGUGUGCAAACCGUAAAUAUUCGCAACAAUGAUUACUAUGAAAUAGGCGAAGAGUGUAAAGGUGUGUACGUCGAAAAUUUAUUAUUUAUUUAUUUGAACACAUAAAUACUCGUACAAGGGGGAACCAGAUACAUAUGCGCCACACAAAUCUCAUUUGAUUUGUGUGAGGGCUGUAAUACUGCCCGGGUGCCCAAACCAAAGCAGGUGGUUUUCUUAGGGGGCCACACCCGGAGCCUUCGACCUAAAGGUCUGAUCCACAAGGCAGUGGAGCAUUGUAAGGAGAUGCAGUCCCAUGGUGGUCAGUGACCAACAAUUGGUUCAUACGCCAUUUGUUCCGUCAGGAUACUGGGGCCCAUGGGCACCAUUGGUUUGGAAUCAGGGUAUUCCAACUUCCCUAGGUGGACUCUCCGUGUCCACCAACCCGGUUAAUGCGCCGAAAUUCUCUUUUCGUCCUCUCAAUUUCGUAAACAACACCCACGCCGCGAGAAAGCAGUGAGUAGGACUUUCCUGGCAGAGGCUAUAUACGUGUGGCCUUGUGAGAGCAUUUCGAGAGGGAGAGCUGACUCUCCCCACUCUCGGCCGUACCAGGGCACUUGGGGGCUUAUGGUAUUUCGUCUCAAAACAUAAAAGUUAUGUUGGGAAGGGUUUUCACGCAUUUCUACUUCACAGUGCUUUGUCUGAUCUGAUCUUGGAUUUCUGUCGUAGGUUAUAUUUCAGUAUUCCUAUGCAACUCGCCAUUGGACCUUGGAAGUGUAACAAAUAGUGUACUAGCUUGAAGUUUAGUGUAAGAUUGAAAUUAUUGUGUUUUUUCUAGAAAGAGGCCAAGCCUAAAGUAAUUCUAACUACAAUCCACUCCCGAAUUUUUUCCCGUAAGUAUCGCUUUAUUCCUUUGAUUUUAAGUUCGUCACAUGCGUAACUUCUGUGUAUGAGCAAGGAUUAUUUAACGAAUGAGAUGAUGCAGACUACGUGCCUUCGAAUCAACGGACGUAUCUUCAGAGUAUGUUGCGUCAUUAGAGUAUCUUUAGUCAAGGUCUAAGAUUGAUUGUUCAUAUUUAAGGGAACUGGUAAGAGAGCGAGUUUGAUUUGUGCGUAGUAUUCGGUGGCUGGAGGUAGUCGACAGGAAACCAUGGACCCGGGUUUCGUGCUACCAUCUAAUCUCAACAUAGUGCACGGAGUGUCGAGUCACCUAGACUGGUGACCACAUUGCAACAUGAUCGAUAGCAUUCGAUCUGCACUAGUAAGGAAUUGACACACAUGACAUUGAUCACCGCCCAGUGGUCAAUCAAUUAUGAUUACACCUCAGUCCUACAGGAGGUCGGUCGCUGCCCAGACAGAUCAGUGGUAACGUCUCUGACUGAAGGUGGGUGACACGGGAUCGAACCCGUCAGGGAGCACCAGUUCCCUCAAGAUUACAGGUAAACUUUGCUGACGAGUGUCAAGUAGCACGAAACCCUGGUCCAGGGUUUUCUGUCGACUACCUCCAACCACCGUCCAACUUUUUUUAUUUAUUUCUGACUACUGCUCACGUGAUGCGCUACAGUAACUGGCGUAGAUGUUAGCUGAGUAAGGGUUUGUGACUAAAUAAUGGCUUUGUGCCUGCGUGUAUCAUUUUUUGGGUUAGUUUUGUCUAAAGGAGGUGACGUGUAUGAUAGUAUUAUUCAAUGGUUUGGGGAUUUGAGUUAUGUAUAUGUAAAUUGGUUACAAUAUUGGACGUAGUGUUGUUCCACACUCCCACCCCUAGUUUCUCUUCACUGUUGCAUUUUACUUCUAUGCUCUUACUGUUCUAAUUUUAAGCGUAGUCACUUAGGGUUAGAUUUGCACCAAGCCCUGUGUUUAUUAUAUAUGCCUGUUUGUGAAAUUGUUCAUUCUCUUCUCUAGCCCAAUUUGACUUGAAAUUCGUGAUCCAACCGUCCGGAACCACACUACACUUUUACUAUUAGUAAAUAAAAAUAGAAGUAACAAAUCAUAUUUGAUUUGAUAUUGAUUCCAUUUAACAAUGGUUUUUAUUUUAAACAUCUGUACUGAGAAUAAAACAAACAAGCGAAUAUGUAAUCAUUUGUACUAAGCUGGGUUACAUACUUUCCACCUAUCAAUAAAACUUGAAAAUACCUUAGAUCUUUUAAAUUUUUCUUUAGACAUAAGACAUUCUAUAUAAGUUCCUAUUUCUUGGGGUCUAAACGCUUUUAAGGAUUUCAUCUAAUAGUUAAUCUUGGAUCCAAGUUUUCAGGUAAUCUUUCGACUUGUGGUUCUUUUAUUUUUUUUUACAAACUAAAUAUAAGUUAUAAACAUUGAUUUUAAUCAACUAUUACAUAUUUUAAUCUACUGAAAGGUAAUCUGUUCAUAUAUGUUAGUCUUAUUUUUAUUAUAUCAUAAGUUUGUUUUUAAUAUUGUCAAAAUAAAAAGUACCAAAAUUAGCUCC
Schistosoma curassoni is the source of this 7327-nucleotide messenger RNA. NCBI's taxonomy places the organism in Eukaryota, Metazoa, Platyhelminthes, Trematoda, Strigeidida, Schistosomatidae. The record is from the annotation of a GenBank genome assembly.